UUGGAUGCCCAUCAGUGUUUUUCACUGUCCCAAUGUAAAGUUCCAUAGCAUGGAUACAAUGUUGCUAACAGACACAUGUUCCUCAGGCUAUAUCAGUGUUCGUGACAAGAAGUGUUAAGGUACCUAAAAUCAAAUAUCAGGACCAAUGUCAGCUAUUCAUAACGGGUCGACACGGACAGAAGAAAAAAAUCUCGGGAAUAAGGAAUACAUCGACUUUGACAUUGUAGCAGUGACACUUGUCACCUUACCGUAUAAAAUGAACUAUGCCUAAAAGUGGACGGAUCACUUAAUAUGUACAAGACAUCUGAGACACCACCAUGGAGAACAACGAUGCACCUGUCGAGUUUAACGAUGACAGGACAGUGUGUGUGACAUCAGUGAAAGAGUUAAAGGACAACUGGCAGAGAUGGUCCAACGAGCACCAGGAGUACCAGAAACACAACCCCUUCAGUAACGACCAGGGGGCCUUGGUGAGUGUGACUGCCCAGCAGCAGAGGCUCCAGCGGGACCAGGAUGGCUACGGGAAGCCCCUGGAGGGCUCCUUGACAGAGCAGAGGGGCCAGGACGCCCACGUCCACAUCAGCCGGGAGGUGGAGGAGCUCUGCCAGGUGAUCAGGGACAUCGGGGAGAGCCGUGGCGGUGGGGACGGAGGCAGCGAGGAGAGACCUGUGGUGACGGUGGAGUUUGGGAAGCUGUUUGAGCACUAUGUGAACAUCUCCAACAAGGUGGUGGGGAUCCUGCUGAGGGCCAGAAAACAAGGCCUGGUCAGCUUUGAAGGGGAGAUGCUGUGGCAGGGGCAGGAUGACAGGGUCCUCAUCACACUGCUACAGUCACUGGGAUGCGAUGACAGGGUCGCCAUUAUGCUGCUGCAGUGACCAGGUUGAUGCAGCCGAUGGACAAGACGGUAACCAAGGCCCUGUCCAGAAACAUCCCCUAGCCCUUAGGCACUCAUGUACAGUAGUUGUGAAAGGAUUGGAUAGGUCUAAGCAAUAUGAUGAAAAUUACAUUAGGUAGCAAGGUGCAGCUACAACAUCUAUCAAUUCUUUCAGAUUUACACCUGCACUUAGCAGGGGUAGUUGUUUCUGGGCAGGGCCCAAGAGAACCAACCUGUGGCAGCAGUGACAUGCAAUAUGGUGCUGUAGGAUGAACCUGAGCCUAUUGGCCUGAAUGGACUUUGCGUUGCAUUCCCAGUUACACCACACCGCUACACUGUAAUCUACGUAGCGUUUACAAUGUUCCUUAGCAACCUUUGUAAUUAGACACAGAGGAAAGGUGUACUUUUUGGGGCACAAAUACAACACACUGACACUAUAGGCUUAUGUUAGAAAUUCUGGAAGUAGGCUAUGAAACUGCAUACAUGGUUGACAAUGUAGCAAAAUGUACCACCGUUAUAUUUACAUUCAGUGGAAAUAGCACAUCACUUUUUGGGCCACUGGCAUUUGUGGAAUUCACAUUGUUCAACCUAACAAGGGUUGUUUGAGGAAUGCUUUUGCAGCUACUUGCACUCAUAACACAAUAUGAUGAAAUGUACUGUAACACUUUACUCAUUUGAAAAAUAAUUAUUUUGUCACCAAUUAAUAUACUUUAUUCCACACACACACACACACACACACGUGUUCAUGUUUACAAAGGAAAGCACUGAUGUUUUUCAAUAAAGUCUUCCUACAGAUCACCAAAAAUGACUGUUAAUUCAUGAUAAAUUGCAUUAGAAUGAUAGGUAACACUUUAUUUAAAGCCUGCAUAACAUAUACUUUUUAUAAGGCAUUAGAAAAGGGUCAUAAACUUUUAUAUCAAGUCAUAAAUCCUUAUAACUGCAUACUUUACAUUAAGUGUUACUGAAUGUUUCCCAUUAAUGAGAGACCAGGAAGGAAAUCUAAUACCCUAGUGGAGGCAGCAAUGCAUCAUUUAUUUAACCUAACCAUGAACCAUUUACAUAAAUACAUGUUGAGAUUUUUUUACAGCGACACGUCAACCAAUAAAUA
This is a messenger RNA of Salvelinus sp. IW2-2015, 1982 nucleotides long. Its product is annotated as actin-binding Rho-activating protein. NCBI's taxonomy places the organism in Eukaryota, Metazoa, Chordata, Actinopteri, Salmoniformes, Salmonidae. Gene Ontology annotation, biological process: positive regulation of Rho protein signal transduction; positive regulation of transcription by RNA polymerase II. Gene Ontology annotation, cellular component: sarcomere. Gene Ontology annotation, molecular function: actin binding. The record is from RefSeq and is a predicted model, not a curated record.